This is a messenger RNA of Camelina sativa (false flax), 1009 nucleotides long. Its product is annotated as uclacyanin-3-like. Lineage: Eukaryota; Viridiplantae; Streptophyta; Magnoliopsida; Brassicales; Brassicaceae. Gene Ontology annotation, molecular function: electron transfer activity. Gene Ontology annotation, cellular component: plasma membrane. The record is from RefSeq and is a predicted model, not a curated record.
AAAAAUUUAAUUUUAAAAACAUAAUAACUCUCUCUUUUAGUUUAGUCGUUCGUCUUCCUCGUUCUAAUAGCCAGCCCUCUCACUUUAUAACGCACCACACUAUUUUACCUCUUCCUCAUAUCUCUCUGCAUCUAUCUUUUUAUAUCUAUCUCCAUGGGAUCAAACUCAGUGGCCGCUCUCUUCCUCUUCCUAGCGGCAGUCCCUUCCAUCUUGGCCGUGACAUUCCAGGUCGGAGAUACUGCUGGUUGGAAUAGUGGUGUUGAUUACACGACGUGGGCUAGUGGAAAGACUUUCAGAGUCGGUGACACUCUAGAGUUCCAAUAUGAUCCGUCACACUCGGUUUCUGUGGUGGAUAAAGCUGGAUUCGAUAGUUGCGACAGCACCGGAGAAACACAGAGCUUUUCUGGGGGAGACACUAAGAUCGAUCUUACAACAGUUGGAACUAUGCACUUCCUUUGCCCUAGUCCUGGUCACUGCCUCGGUGGCAUGAAACUCGCUGUUCCCGUCCUUCCCACCGCUUCAUCUCCGGCAACACCUUCUCCACCGUCUUCGUCUACUCCUUCUCCAUCAUUUUCCCCUCGCUCUCCGCGUAAACCCAAAACACCGCCUCCAACAGCUUCUCCCCCGGCCAACGGUACGCCAGAUUUAGAAUCUUUGACUCCUUCACCGUCUCCGUCAACGCCUUCUUUGUCUCCAUCGACACCUUCACCCUCUCCAUCGCCGCCAAAUGCAGCUUCUAAGGGAGUCAUUAGCUAUGGAGUGAUUGGGAUAUCGAUGGUGUUGAUGUUCGGUGUUAUGAGCUAAUAUUGGAGACAGAGCUUUUUUUCUCUCGAUCUUUUUUUGGUCAUGGUCAUUGGAAUUACUACAACACAACCUCAUCUCUUGUUUUUACUAAAUUAAUUUUCUUUUGAUUAAAGUUUUCCUUGUCGUACAUAGCGCAGUAUUAUCAUUAUUAUCUUGUUUUACAUUAUUAUCGAAGAUAUUAUAAAUCAUAUUCCAUUUUCAUGUA